GAGGGGAGAGGUCCCUCCAAGUCCAGCCUCCUGCGUAAGAGAGCCCAGAGGGAGGGAGAGAUGCUGCUCUGCGGCGGAACCCAGGAGAUAGCGUCCGUGGGCGUUCUCCAACUCUUCUUUCUCCACAAGCCGCCGCCACCGCCGUCGACCGCCACCAUCUCCUUCUCUAUCGCUUCCGCCCUUAUGCUGAGGUCUAGGGUUUUGGGUGCCUUCUCUUCCCUCAAGACUACCACGCCUUUCACUCGCUUCUCCCCACUGUUCUCUCACUCCCCAAAGGUUCCUCUUCCUCCUCCUCGUGUGGGCAUUCACCACCAGCCUUCUUCCAAGACGACCCAACUCACGUCUCAGCGCCAGCUGCCCCACAGUCCGCUUCCCGCCUCUUCCGUCGAGUUGCAUGACCAGAGGACCAGCGAGGAUGAUGUCGAGGAGAAGUUCGUUGGGGCAGGCACAUGGGGUUCUGAUAGGGAGUUUCGCACGCCCACAGGCCCGUUAUUGGAGGUGAGGGAUCUGGAGGAGCUUCCUGAGCAAUGGAAGCGUUCGAAAGUUGCCUGGCUGUGCAAGAUUUUGCCUUCUCAUAAACCUGCGACGCUCAUCAGACUACUUAAUUCUCAACGGAAGUGGAUGGCCCAAGAGGAAGCUAAGUAUAUCAUCGUUCAUUUCUUGAGGAUUCGGGAGAACGAUGCGAGUUUCCGGGUGUAUAAGUGGAUGGUCCAACAACGUUGGUUUCAAUUUGAUUUUGCGCUGGCUACUAAUCUAGCAGAUCACCUGGGCAAGGAGCGUAAAUAUUCAAAGUGUCGAGAGUUGUUUGAUGACAUUGUAAAUCGUGGGCAGGUGCCUUGUGAAUCAACGUUUCAUAUAUUAAUUAUUGCCUAUAUUGGAGCGGAUUCCCAUGGUUGCUUGGAAGAAGCUUGUGUGAUAUAUAACAGAAUGAUUCAGCUAGGAGGUUAUCGUCCUAGCCUUAGUUUGCAUAAUGCUCUGUUCAGGGCCCUCGUGAGCAAACCAGGGGGGACAUCAAAAUACUAUCUGAAGCAAGCAGAAUUUAUUUAUCAUAAUCUGGAAUCAAGUAAACUCGAGAUACAAGGGGAUAUAUAUGCAGGUCUAAUUUGGCUGCACAGUUAUCAGGACAACAUCGAUAAAGAAAGGGUUGCAGAGCUUAGGAGAGAAAUGCAGCAAGCAGGGUUGGAGGAAAGUCGAGAUGUGCUUGUCUCCAUCUUGAGGAUUUGUUCCAAAGAAGGAGAUGUUGAUGAAGCUGAAAGGAUCUGGAAGAAGCUACUUAAUGCUGAUUUUAGUAUUCCUUCUCAAGCUUUUGUUUAUAGAAUGGAACUCUUUGCCAAAUUAGGGGAGCCUAUGAAAUCUUUGGAGGAAUUCAGGAGGAUACAAGAACAUGGAGUGCCCAACAGCAUUGUGGCAUAUCAUAAAAUCAUUGAGGUAAUGUCGAAAGCCCAAGAGGCUGAAAUUGCAGAAACAAUUAUGGAUGAAUUCAGGAAGAAUGAGAUGAAGCCUCUGUUGCCAGCUUACGUUGACUUGAUGAAUAUGUAUCUGGAUCUGAGUAUGCAUGAUAAAGUAGAAUCUGCCUUUGUACAAUGUAGCACUGAAUGUCGUCCAAACAGAACUGUUUAUAAUGUCUACUUGGAGUCGCUGGUGCAAACCAAUAAUCUUGAAAAAGCUGAGGAGGUUUUCAUUCAAAUGCAGACUAAUGGCGCACUUGGUGCCAACGAUAGUGCAUGCAACAUUAUCUUACAGGCAUAUUUGGAUUCUGGUCAGCAUGAGAAGGCAGAACAAAUUUAUGAUCUGAUGUGCCGGAAAAAAUAUGAGAUCAAGCCUUCGCUGAUCGAUAAGCUUGACUAUAUGCUGAGCUCAAGGAAGAAGGUCGUAAAGAAACCAAUAAGGCUAAAGCUUGAGAAAGAACAACGUGAAGUAUUGAUUGGCUUACUUUUAGGCGGUGCUGAAAUGGAAAUGAUUGAACAAAGGAAUCAUUUGUUCCACUUUGAGUUCAAAGAGAAUUCCUUUGUUCAUGGUAUGUUGAAGAUGCAUAUCCAGGAGAAAUUUUUUGAGUGGUUGGACUGUUAUAGCCGACAGAGCAAUGGAAUUGAAGAGAUCCCAUAUGGGCUUAGCACAAUUCCGCAUUCAUCUUUUGGGUUCUUUGCUGAUCAAUUCUGGCCAAAGGGUCGGCCGAUGAUCCCAAAACUUAUUCAUCGAUGGCUCUCUCCUCGUGUGCUGGCUUACUGGUAUAUGUAUGGAGGCCAUAAGAGCUCAAAAGGGGAUGUCUUGCUCAGAAUAAAGGGCACUUUAGAGGAUGUGGAGCGGCUGGUCAAGGCAUUGAAAAUGAAGUCCAUUGAUUGCAAGGUUAAGAGGAAAGGCAAAACAUUUUGGCUCGGUUGUCAAAAUAGCAACGCGAUAUGGUUCUGGAAGCUGGUGGAACCUUAUAUCUUGCCAGAUUUAAAAGGUAUUCUAAAUCCUGAAUUUCACGGCUCUGUAGAUGAGGAGACAUCAGGAGGGGGCUAUAGUGGAUCUGAUACAGAUUCUGGAUUGGAUGUUUAGCAAUGAAAUUUUUGAUUCAUUAGUGCGAUGAGUAUUAUUUCAUACUGGAAAUGGUACGAACAUGAAAUAAUCGGGUCUGGAACAUUAUAACCUCCUCCGUGGACGUCAUCUCCAAAGAACCUCAAGGCAGUGGUGUCUUCAUUACGAAACUUAGUAUUAAAAAACAGCCUUGAUUACCUGUUUAUACUUUCGUGAAUCUGUACAAUUUGUAAGAUAAAAUUAUUCUCUGUCCUUUUUGCCACCAACCCCCCAGAGGCAAGGACGCAAUGAAAAUUGCCUAAUUUGUUGUAACCAAUUUUGUACAAUCUUGGUACCUGCUACUAGACAGAUUUUAGUUUUUAUACAAUAAGAAAAGAUAGUGCAACAAGGUUUACAUCGUGGUUUAGUA
Messenger RNA from Nymphaea colorata (pocket water lily), 2929 nucleotides. RefSeq names its product pentatricopeptide repeat-containing protein OTP51, chloroplastic. Gene Ontology annotation, molecular function: endonuclease activity; protein binding. The record is from RefSeq and is a predicted model, not a curated record. Lineage: Eukaryota; Viridiplantae; Streptophyta; Magnoliopsida; Nymphaeales; Nymphaeaceae. The transcript is spliced from 2 exons. Gene Ontology annotation, biological process: photosystem I assembly; Group II intron splicing; mRNA cis splicing, via spliceosome. Bases 61 to 2541 code for a protein of 826 amino acids.